Molecule: messenger RNA, 5991 nt
Organism: Balaenoptera musculus (blue whale)
Lineage: Eukaryota; Metazoa; Chordata; Mammalia; Artiodactyla; Balaenopteridae
Gene: TYK2
Product: tyrosine kinase 2
Exons: 25
Coding region: 165-3722 (1185 amino acids)
Biological process (GO): cell differentiation; cytokine-mediated signaling pathway; intracellular signal transduction
Cellular component (GO): membrane; cytosol; cytoskeleton
Molecular function (GO): cytokine receptor binding; non-membrane spanning protein tyrosine kinase activity; ATP binding
Source: RefSeq, a predicted model, not a curated record
AGCGGCGAUCAAGCGGCGGCUGCCCCUGGCGGCUGGGCCGGGCGGGGUCCCAGGUUGGAGCCGGAGUUCCCCGGAAAGGAUGGGGAAACUGAGGCCCAGCAUGGCUAAGUGACUCAUCUGAGUCGACACAGGAUUCACCCCCAGGGAAGCCAGCUGUCAAGAGCAUGCCUCUGUGCCAAUGGGGGGCCACCACCCGGGGCAGAAAGCCCGAUGGGGAUGGAGCUCAGCCCAUGGCCACCAGAGGAGGCCUGAAGGUGCUUCUGCACUGGGCCGGCCCCGGUGGCGGGGAGCCCUGGGUCACCUUCAGCGAGGCCACACUGACUGCGGAGGAGGUCUGCAUCCACAUUGCACACAAAGUCGGCAUCACUCCACCCUGCUUCAAUCUUUUUGCCCUCUUCGAUGUCCAGGCCCAGGUCUGGCUGCCUCCAAACCACGUCCUGGAUAUGUCCAGAGACUCGAGCCUGAUGCUGCACUUCCGCAUGAGGUUUUAUUUCCGGAACUGGCAUGGCAUGCACCCCCAGGAGCCGGCUGUGUACCGCUGCGGUCCCCCGGGGUCCGAGCCUUCCUCAGAACGGGCAGAGCAGGGGGUGCAACUCCUGGACCCUGCCUCCUUUGAGUACCUCUUUGAGCAGGGCAAGCAUGAGUUUGUAAAUGACGUGGCAUCGCUGUGGGAGCUGUCAAGCGAGGAGGAGAUCCACCACUUUCAGAACGAGAGCCUGGGCAUGGCCUUUCUGCACCUCUGCCACCUCGCUCUCUGCCAUGGUGUCCCCCUUGAGAAGGUGGCCAAGAAGACAAGCUUCAAGGACUGCAUCCCACGCUCCUUCCGGCAGCAGAUCCGGCAGCACAACGCUCUGACGCGGCUGCGCCUGCGGAGCAUCUUCCGCAAGUUCCUGCGGGCCUUCCAGCCGGGCUGCCUCUCGCGGCAGGUUGUCAUGGUGAAGUACCUGGCCACACUCGAGCGGCUGGCGCCCCGCUUCGGCACAGAGCGCGUGCCCGUGUGCCACCUAGAGCUACUGGCCCAGGCCGAGGGGGAGCCCUGCUACAUCCGGGUUGGCGGACAGGCCCCUCCCGACCCCGGGCCCGAGUCUGCCGCCGGACCCCCCACCCACGAGGUGCUGGUGUCGGGCACUGACGGCAUCCGGUGGCGGCUGGUGCAGGCAGAGGGUCCCAGUGAUGGUGGUGGUGGUGGCGGCAGAAGGAUGCCCCAUGCUGGCCCAUCUGGGAAGAAAGCCAAGGCCCAGGAGGUGGGCAACCAGCCCGUGGACAGGCCUCAGGAGGCCCCAUGGGCCUACUUCUGCGACUUCCAGGACAUCACCCACGUGGUGCUGAAAGAACGCCGCGUCAGCAUUCAUUGUCAGGACAACAAGUGCCUGGAUUUGACCCUGCCUUCCCGGGCUGCGGCACUGUCCUUGGUGUCACUGGUGGACGGCUACUUCCGCCUGACGGCCGACUCGAGCCACUACCUAUGCCAUGAGGUGGCUCCUCCACGGCUGGUGAUGAGUAUCCAGGACGGUAUCCACGGACCCCUGCUGGAGCCAUUUGUGCUGGCCAAGCUGCAGCCCGGGGAUGGCCUCUACCUCAUCCACUGGAGCACCAGCCACCUCAACCGCCUCAUCCUCACGGUGGCCCAGCGCGACCAGGCACGUGGCGUGAAGGGCUUGCACCUACGGAAGUUCCCCAUCGAGCUGCAGGCUGGGACUGUCGCGCUGGAGGGCUGGGACCGGUCCUUCCCCAGCGUGCGCGAGCUGCGGGUUGCCCUGCAGGGCUGCUCCCUGCGGGCCGGCGACGACUGCUUUUCCCUGCGCCACUGCUGCCUGCCACGGCCAGGAGAGAUCUCCAACCUCAUCGUCACGCGGGGACCUCGGGCCAGCAGCAGGCCACUCAACCUCAGCCAUCUCAGCUUCCACCGGGUCCGCCAGGAAGACAUCACCCAGCUGUCCCACUUGGGCCAGGGCACGAGGACCAACGUGUAUGAGGGCCUCUUGCGAGUGGGGGGCGGAGGCCCCGAGGAGGACAAGGUGGAUGGCGGGGAACCCCCCAUGCCCGGGGCGGGCUGUGAACAGGAGCUGCGAGUGGUGCUCAAGGUGCUAGAUCCCAGUCACCAUGACAUCGCCCUGGCCUUCUACGAGACAGCCAGCCUCAUGAGCCAGGUCUCCCACGUGCACCUGGUCUUCGUGCACGGCAUCUACGUGCACGGCUCCGAGAACAUCAUGGUGACGGAGUACGUGGAGCACGGGCCCCUGGACGUGUGGCUGCGGCGGGAGCGGGGCCACGUGCCCCUGGCCUGGAAGCUGGCAGUGGCCCAGCAGCUGGCCAGCGCCCUCAGCUACCUGGAAGACAAGAGCCUGGUUCACAGCAACGUGUGUGGCCGGAACAUCCUGCUGGCACGGCUGGGGCUGGCGGAGGGCACCAGCCCCUUCAUCAAGCUGAGUGACCCCGGCGUGGGCCUGAGCGCCCUCUCCAGGGAGGAACGGGUGGAGCGGAUCCCCUGGACAGCCCCUGAGUGCCUGUCCGGUGGAGCCAACAGCCUAAGCACUGCAGCCGACAAGUGGGGCUUUGGUGCCACCCUCCUGGAGAUCUGCUUCGAUGGGGAGGCCCCCCUGCAGGGCCGCAGCCCCUCCGAGAAAGAGCGCUUCUACCAGAAGCAGCACAAGCUGCCUGAGCCCUCGUGCCCAGAGCUGGCCACACUCACCAGCCAGUGCCUGACCUAUGAGCCAGCCCAGCGGCCGUCCUUCCGCACCAUCCUGCGUGACCUCACUCAGCUGCAGCCCCAAAAUCUCGCUGAUGUCUUGUCUGUGAACCCGGACUCACCGGCGUCAGAUCCUACGGUUUUCCACAAGCGCUAUUUGAAAAAGAUCCGGGAUCUGGGUGAGGGUCACUUCGGAAAGGUCAGCCUGUACUGCUAUGAUCCAACCAAUGACGGCACUGGUGAGAUGGUGGCCGUGAAGGCCCUCAAGGCAGACUGCGGUCCCCAGCUCCGUACAGGCUGGAGGCGAGAGAUCGAAAUCUUGCGCACACUCUACCACGAGCACAUUGUCAAGUACAAGGGCUGCUGCGAGGACCAAGGCGAGAAGUCGGUACAGCUGGUCAUGGAGUACGUGCCCCUGGGCAGCCUCCGAGACUACUUGCCCCGGCACAAUGUCGGGCUGGCCCAGCUGCUGCUCUUCUCCCAGCAGAUCUGCGAGGGUAUGGCCUACCUGCACGCGCAGCACUACGUGCACCGAGACCUGGCCGCACGCAACGUGCUGCUGGACAACAACAGGCUGGUCAAGAUUGGGGACUUCGGCCUCGCCAAGGCCGUGCCCGAAGGCCACGAGUACUACUGCGUGCGCGAGGAUGGGGACAGUCCCGUGUUCUGGUAUGCCCCGGAGUGCCUGAAGGAGUGUAAGUUCUACUAUGCAUCCGACGUCUGGUCCUUUGGGGUCACCAUGUAUGAGCUGCUGACCUACUGUGACUCCACCCAGAGCCCCCCCUCGAAAUUCAUCGAGCUCAUAGGCCUCACCCAGGGGCAGAUGACAGUGCUGAGGCUCACUGAGCUGCUGGAACGAGGGGAGAGGCUGCCACAGCCAGAGAAAUGUCCCUGUGAGAUCUAUUGCCUUAUGAAGAACUGCUGGAAAGCAGAGGCCUCAUUCCGCCCGACCUUCCAGAACCUCAUACCCAUCCUCAAAACGGUCCACGAGAAAUACCAAGGCCAGCCACCCUCAGUGUUCAGUGUCUGCUGAAGCCCGCCAGCAGCUCUGCUUGGGGGGAUUGGAGCAGACAGUACCCAAAGAGAGGGCCUCCUGCUCCCCACCCUAAGAGGAGCCCAAGAGGGGGUGGUCAGCCUCACUGACUCCCUGUGCCUUACCCCUGUCUGGAGGCCCCACCCCUCUGAACUGACUUUCCUUGUCUUAGUCCGUUUGGGCUGCUAUAACAAAACGCCACAGACUGGGUGGCUUAUAAACAACAGAAAUUUAUUUGUCACAGUUCUGGAGGCUGGGAAGUCAAGAUCAAGGCACCAGCAUGGUUGAAUUUUGGCAAAAGCCCUCUUACUGGUUCAUAGCCUAUGCCUUCUCACUAUGUCCCCACAAGGUCCAAGGGGGCAAGGCAUCUUUCUGGAACCUCUUUUACAAGGGCACUAAUCACAUUCAUGAGGGCUCCACCCUCAUGACCUAUGCACCUCCUAAUACCAUCACUUUGGGUGUCAGGAUUUCAACAUAGUGAUUUUGAAGGGACAGAAACAUUCAAACCAUUGAACCUUCCAAGAUCAUGAGCCUGACACAGGCUCCUGAGGGACCCAGGACAAGCAAGGAGCUAACCAGGCCCUUGAAUCCGAUCUUUUUAUCUUCCCCCAGCUCCUGCCCUUGGAGCUCACUAUCUCCCCUAACUGGUUAAAAACUCAUAUUUCCUCUGCUAGAGGCAUGGUCCUUGGGCCCUUCUUCAGUGAGUGUCCACUCCCCUAGGGACUGCAGCUAGAGCAACUCAUUGCAGAAGAAGUCAGAUUCAACUAUUGAACCUUUGCUCACCUCUAAAUCACCAGCCAGCAAUUAGACCAAUGCCUGGAACACGGAAGGCCCUCAAGAUAUAUGUUAAAUAUAUCAAUAAAGGACCUGGGGGACCACAUGCCAUGUAAAUAAGAUUUCCAGUUUCACCUUUUUCUCGCUGCGUGACCUCAGGCCAGUGGCUUCCCCUCUCUGGGCCUUAGCUCUCAACUAUGAACUUGGGAUGGUCAUGCUUGCUGCCUUGUAGGACUAAUGUCAAGAGCUAAUGAGGGCUUCCCUGGUGGUGCAGUGGUUAAGAAUCUGCAUGCCAAUGCAGGGGACACGGGUUUGAUCCCUGGCCUGGGAAGAUCACACAUACUGCAGAGCAACUAAGCCCAUGCACCACAACUACUGAGCCUGCACUGUAGAGCCUGUGUGCCACAACUACUGAAGCCCGCGCACCUAGAGCCCGUGCUCUGCAACAAGAGAAGCCACGACAAUGAGAAGGCCCCGCACUGCAACAAAGAGUAGCCCCUGCUCGCUGCAACUAGAGAAAGCCCGCACACAGCAACGAAGACCCAACACAGCCAAAAAUAAAAACAAAUAAAUAAAUAAAUUAAAAAAAAAAAAGAGCUAAUGAGGUCGUAUCUGUCAAAUGCUUAGCAGAGAGAUAUGCAAACAACUGCUCAAUAAACAUUUGAUAUUAUUGUUAAUCUGGUGUUUGCCAACGUGUUUCUGCUUAACAGGUAUACUUGAGAUGGGUCUGCCACAUUGUGAAAGGCAGUUAGAUUUCUUUCCCAUGGGAUUUUCUAAGACCCUGUUCAUUGCAGCUCCCCUGACUGGACAGUUUCACACUAUUCUAGUGAUAUUUGCUUUUUAUAACAGUUUUUAAAAUUAAAUAUUCAUUAUAGUUGUAAAUCUUCCUUUUUUUUUUUUUUUUUUAAAGGUAGUAUUACCAUAGGCAGUGAAAUGUUUCCCUCCUCUGUCCAUCAGCCACCACUGUCACCUCCCCGGGAGACAACUAAUGUUAUCUGGUUUCCUGUUUUGGCUUCCAGAGACAUUUUAUCCAGAUACAAGGAAAUCUGUGCACAUAUUAUAUUUCCCCAUUUUUCGCAAAAAUAAUAGUAUGUGCUGCUAUAGAGAGCUCUAGCCAGUAUCGUUUCUAUUUUUUUCCCCACAUAAUAGGCCUUGGAGGCAAACAGUGUUGUCUCUUUCUAUUUUAUGGUUGUGUUGUAGCUCAUCAUUCAAAUGUCAUCGGCAUUUGUUCAUGUAAUCAUUUCUAAUCCUUGGCCUACCCAGGCUUCUGCAGUGAGUAACCAUGUGUGCACGUGGUUUCACCCACGUUCAAGGGUAUCUGUAGGACAAAUUCCCAAUGGGAAUAGCUGCACAAUCUAACCUGGUAAUUUGGAAAGUCAUUGCUGCUAGAAUAUAUUUUGAUAGUUGAUAGGGCAAGUCUCUCAUUCUUUUCUCAAAAUUAUCUUGGCUUGUUCUUGGGCAGCUACUUUUUUUUUUUGCAUUCUUUUUUUCAAAA